UCCCUAAAGCAACUUAGCGAUAAGGAAGCGACCAACAAGCAUUUUGAAUUCAAGCGCCUGAUUGACAUCUCACUCACAAUAGCAGAGAACGACAAUGCCAAUUAUAGGUGACUUGGUGACUUCACCAAUGGCUUCAGAGGUGUAUGACUAUGACUCCAGCUUCACCCCCACGGCUGGUGAGGACGAUCUGGAAGACUUUAUGUGCGACAAAUCUCCCGUCAGGGCAUUCCGAGGCCUGUACGAACCACCUCUCUACUGGACCAUCAUCAUCCUGGGCGGCCUGGGCAACCUGACCGUGGUUUGGAUCUACCUGCACUUCCGCCAGCGUCUCAAGACCAUGACCGAUGUCUACCUGUUGAACCUAGCUGUGGCCGACCUCUUCUUCCUGGGCACUCUGCCCCUCUGGGCCGUGGAGGCCACCCAGGGAUGGAACUUCAGCUCGGGUCUCUGCAAGGUCACCUCGGCCCUCUACAAGAUCAACUUCUUCAGCAGCAUGCUGCUGCUCACCUGCAUCAGCGUUGAUCGCUACGUGGUCAUCGUCCAGACCACCAUGGCCCAGAACUCCAAGAGACAGCGCCUGACCUGCAGCAAGUUGGUGUGCGCCUGCGUCUGGCUACUGGCCGUGGCUUUGGCCCUGCCUGAGUUCAUGUUCGCCAACGUCAAGAAGCUGGAGGGCCGGGGCUACUGCACCAUGGUCUACUGGAGUAACCAGGACAACCGCACCAAGAUCAUGGUCCUGGGGCUUCAGAUCUGCAUGGGCUUCUGCCUGCCCCUGCUGGUCAUGGUGUUCUGCUACGCCGGCAUCAUCCGCACCCUGCUCAAAACCCGCAGCUUCCAGAAACACAAGGCGUUGCGCGUGAUCCUGGUGGUGGUGGCUGUGUUCGUCCUCUCCCAAUUGCCGUACAACAGCGUGCUGGUGAUGGAGGCCACCCAGGCGGCCAACAGCACUGAGACAGACUGCAGUGCGGCAAAGCGGUUCAAUGUGGUCGGCCAGGUGCUGAAGAGCCUGGCCUACACGCACGCCUGCCUCAAUCCCUUCCUGUAUGUGUUUGUGGGCGUACGCUUCCGCAGAGACAUCCUCAAGCUUCUCCGCAUCUACCACUGCUGGCCGGCCAAGGGGAAACUCCGCAAGAUCCAGGGAGGCCCCGGGCGCUCCUCAGUUAUGUCGGACACGGACACCACACAAGCACUCUCGCUUUGAAGGCACGGUCAUAGUACAACCUUUCACUUGCGACCAGAAGUCCCUCAUAAUAAUUGAGGUCUGUACAAACUUCUUUGCAUACAUGCUCUCUAUUCCAUGAUGCAGAGGUUGUAAUGUUUUUUCCCUCCCGGUUGCCCACUCUUGCAUUAGACUUUUAUCUUCUUUGGUUAUCCGACCAUUGCUGAGGCUGAGGCAGUGACAUGGGGAAGGAAGAGGUCCCUUUCUGAGAGCUGGGGGAAUGUCGACAAAGACCUCUUGGGUACAUUGCUAGAAGCGUUGGUUAUGAUGAGACUCUUCUUUGGCUGGUCCAAAGACCUUCUCAUUUUUCCUAGUGACUUCUCAAUUUUGCUGGAUGGACAUUCACAGUCUGGUUGGGGGUUUGUUUUUUAACGAUGCCAGGGAUUGGAAAGAGAUAACCAUGACAACAUUGGUCCUGUACUGGUCUAAUGCAUUUGCAGUGGUCUAUAAUGUUCUGCCAAUUCAGCCAUGUUGUUUUUGUGUGUUUUUUUAUACAACAAAAAGUUGUAUAAAAUGCCUAUGAUGUUCACAAUGACAAUUCUCAACAUAAUCAUUGUAAAUAUACCCAUGUCUUUAAAACAAUUUAGGUCACUGUUAUUGUGUCUCAAAUGUGCAUUAAGAAAUAAACAUCUACAGUCCCUCACAAA
This is a messenger RNA of Oncorhynchus nerka (sockeye salmon), 1866 nucleotides long. RefSeq names its product chemokine (C-C motif) receptor 9a (gene ccr9a). Gene Ontology annotation, molecular function: C-C chemokine binding; C-C chemokine receptor activity. The transcript has 3 exons. The record is from RefSeq and is a predicted model, not a curated record. Gene Ontology annotation, cellular component: external side of plasma membrane; membrane. Gene Ontology annotation, biological process: G protein-coupled receptor signaling pathway; immune response; calcium-mediated signaling. NCBI's taxonomy places the organism in Eukaryota, Metazoa, Chordata, Actinopteri, Salmoniformes, Salmonidae. The coding region runs from base 95 to 1201 and encodes 368 amino acids.